Penicillium subrubescens is the source of this 3411-nucleotide messenger RNA. RefSeq lists its product as uncharacterized. The record is from RefSeq and is a predicted model, not a curated record. The coding region runs from base 1 to 3411 and encodes 1136 amino acids. The transcript is spliced from 2 exons. Lineage: Eukaryota; Fungi; Ascomycota; Eurotiomycetes; Eurotiales; Aspergillaceae. Gene Ontology annotation, biological process: transmembrane transport.
AUGUGUCACGACUCGACGCGCAUCGAGCUAGACGCGGAGGAACCAGGUCAACCCGGCCCGAAUGCGAUAACGUGCGCGCGACAUGGUGGGCUGUCCAUGUCCCAGGGUCGUCGAUGGCGAGAUACCUCGAAACGUCGGCGGGGACGAGCAUCCCGUCGAUCGAGCUCCUCCGUCGCCUGGUGGAUGGCCUUGGUGUGUUUGGUGUUAUCGUGGGCCUCACCGGCUGCCGCUGCAUUGUUGAGCUUUGAUAACUGCUUGAGCGAAACGAUAUUGGAUUCCAACCCGCUUCAGUUGCAAUUUAUUCCGCUCAACGUCUCUGUACAUUUCAAUUUCACCGACCCGCUACAUCCGCUGAAUGUUACGGUAUACGGCAAUGUGUCGGGUACAGCUGAUGGUUCUCAAGCUCCCUCGUCGACGGAUCCGUCCUGGAGUAAUUCGAGUUCGACGGUGGGGAAGAUCGUCGACGUGAGCGCCACUAAUAACAAGUACAGCACAUUGCUUACAUCCUUUGAUGUGCUGAGCUUCACGCCCUGGAACAAUGCCUCGCAGUUCUGCCAACAGGUGACACAGGGCGAGUGUCCGCUGGGCCCAGUCUUCAAUUACAAUCUGAGUGACUUGAGCACGUUGCGAGCCUUCUCCGUUCAACAUAACAUGGUAUCAACGUAUCGCUUUUCUACGAUCAACCCUACACUCAUUAUCCGAUCUGGUGAUGCCUCGGCGGCCGAGCUGGGCUGUAUCACGGUCCCGAUCACGCCGGACUUUGGCACGUCCCUUAAGAACGCCCUGGCGUAUGUGCCUCUGGUGAUUCUGCUGUUGGUGGGGAUUGCUACCGUAGCAGCGGCGAUGUAUAGCCCGUGGGGGACGACAGAUAUCUUCCGAUGGACAAGCAACUACGGCCGUGAUGAAGACGUGCUACGGUUGGUGACGCCUGGUUUUGCGGAUUGUCUGCAGUACCUGCAAUACGUCGUCCUCACCGGUUCCCUGUCUUUGGACUACCCCGGAUUUUUCCAGCCUGCGGUCAGUCACGGGUCCUGGUCGGUGCUGAUGUUUAAUCAGAGCUUUGUGAAUCCCGACGGUGGCAAUACCCCAGUAGUCGACGGGGUCUAUGCGAUCAAUGGGACAUAUGGACUCGACCGAAUGAACCAGCUAGUCGGAAUGGCCUCCACUAAAGAUAUCUGGCCUGGUAUGAUGGUCUGGACGUUGGUCAUUUUGGUAGCCAUGACUGCCAUCUGCCAGAUCGGAUUUGGACUGCGUUGGCUGCAUCGCGAACUGGCACACAGCACAGAGCAAGAUCUGCGCGCCAAAAACAUGCCAUUCACCGUUGGCAACGUCAUUCGUAUCGUCUUCAACUACCUUCUCCUUCCCAUAGUCUCCCUCUCCUUCUUUCAACUCGUCAUUGCCAAGGGGUCUCCUGCGUACAGCGUUGCCUUGGCAGCCUUGGUCAUUGUAACCGUCAUCUGCUUCUCCGUCUGGCUGGUUCGUGUUAUCGUGUCUACCCGACCCAAGUCCCACCUCUUCGACGAUCUUCCUACCGUCCUCUUGUACGGACCGCUGUACAAUACCUACUGCGACGAUGCCACCGCAUUUGCCAUGAUUCCCAUCUUUCUCAACUUUGCCCGGAGCGUUGGCAUUGGAGCUCUCCAGCCGUCCGGCAUUGCGCAGGUUGUCUUACUGGCCAUCUGCGAGGUCGUUUCCGUACUGACCUUGAUCGCCUUCCGACCUUUCCCUUCACCUACACAUAUGAAUUUUUACCAGGGUAUCUUCUCCUGCGUUCGAUUUUUGACUAUCAUCAUGAGCGUGGUGUUUGUCCCCUCUCUCACCGUGUCCGCCGCCGCGCGGGGCUGGAUCGGCUAUGUCAUUCUCGUCUUGCACGCUUUGGUUCUUAUCUUUGGUUUCUUCCUCAACGCGUUGCAGACGUUGAUUGAAGUCUUGGCACGACUCGCUGGUGCUGGUGGUGCCACCCGUGGUGGUCUGGUCAAGGUCUUUGGAAUGCGGCAGCUGUCACGGCGUGUGCCACGCCAGGAUCUCACUCGGCAAAGCAUGGGCUCCGAGGCAGCGAUGCUGGCACAUGCUGAUGACCGAAUGUCCUCCCAAUUUGGAGAUUCGCGGCCUCGCAGCUUGUCCGGGAGCUCUGCUCUCCUGCUCAACCGUGCAACGGCUAGCGAAGGACGUGCCAGCGCAAUUCUUGACUACGCCAGUUCUCAGGGUGGCUCGCACAGCCGUGCCCCGAGUGGCAAUCUAUAUGCACAGUCCCCUACUGCAUACACCGGGGCUGGUGGGUAUUCCAGCGGAUCGCCGAAUAGCAGUACAUUUAUUGCUGCGCAACCGCGUGAUCCUUACUACCGACCGCCUCGCCCAGGACGCCGAACACCUCAGGGCUCCUUUGAUCGAAGUAUGCGAAGUAAGCGGAGCUCGAGGACAUUCUUGAAGAGUCGUGGGCGUGAUGAAGAGGACAUCGGCGAUGCGACCCCAAUGUCUGGUCGCGGCACGCCCGUGCCUGCAUACUUACCCGCGCCGAAGGAUGACAUGGAGAUGGAGGACACUGAGCAGCGAAAGGACUAUGCCGUUCGUGAGGUUGACUUCUACUACCGUGUGCGCGGACCUCCGCUUUCGCAUACCGGUACAACUCGGAAAUUGAAGACUGGACCCGCUGAUCCUACCGGACCCGUCUCUUCUGCCACUGGCUGGUUCCGUGGCUUGUUCCAGGGCAAGACUAAGGACAAAGGUAAAGGAUUCGAGGUUGUCCGAAGUGCUCGGGCACCACCUCCAGGUCUUUUCCCAGGCGGCGAUUUCAAUGAGCCCUACCAUGAUGACCCGCAGGCGGAAGAUGCCGCGGCCGGUGGCCACUCUCGGAAUGUAUCUGCGGGCGAGCCUCCAUAUCGUGAUUCUGAGGGUGAGCAGGGUGGUGAACAUGGCGAGCACGAACAAAAGGGGUCUGAUGAAGCCUCGGGGGCACCAGUCCUGCCCGAGGUCAAUACUGUUGGUGCCAUCGAGCUGCCUAGUCGUGUCGGAUCACGUCGUACGCAAGCAGAAUCUAAACACGGCGCAGACAAUACCUUCUCAGGUCUACCCGCCGUCACAGAAGCAUCCUCCCCGCUAUCAAAAAGUGUGCACUCUCAUUCAGAUAAUCACCUCCAACCCCAAUCAUCUCCCACAACCGCCCGCCUCCCCUUCAGCGGUAGCAGCUCGACAUCCCGCGAGCGAGGUCUCUCCGUCGCAUCCACCUCCGGCUCCCUGACCUCGAGUCACAAAACCGGCCGCGAGCGCAGUCGAUCAGAGCGACCAUCGAGCAUGGGCUAUGUCGCGCAGCACCGCACGCGGGAUAACAUCCACGAAGCUAGUCCCGACGAAACCUCCUUUACAGGAAGUGCAGCAGAACUCGUCGACGGACAUAUUCACGGCGACCACUAA